UUUCAUGCUAUUGACUGUCCUGUUGUAGACCCUAUUGCUAUCAGAAAAGCAAAAAGAGAAAAAUCGAUACCCAACUUGACAAAACCCAAUACUGCUGCAGACAUAGUACGAAAAAGCACACCUAAAAAUUGGAUUCCCUUUUCAAAACGAGAUAAUGCUGCUUUAGAAAAAGCAUACCAAACCAAUCAAUCAAGCAUCAUACCUGUGAAUGAAGACUAUUUAUUUGAGGUGGAUAUUGCAAAACGAGAAAUUAGUCCUGUGUACUGGGAAGGACCUGUAUUUGAAGUCAGAAGAGCAACUUGGUUUAUGCAGACAGAUAGUUUGGCGAAAUGGACACCUUGUGAAGAAUCCCUGUCUAGUCAGAUUGAACAAGGCUAUUUGAAACGUCGUCCUUAUGCAAGACCUGCAAAGACAGACAUCGAAAAGGAAUUGAGCCAAGAAACAAAUAAGGUCACUUCUAAUGAUACCAUACAAAAAGACUUUACUCAAGAACAACAGCAAGAGAAAGUGGAUUCAUAUAUAAAUGAGAAGACAAAAUAUGUGGAAGAAAGAGAGAAUUUAUCAGGACCUUAUUCGGGUCGAUAUGUUGUCUAUACAAGUCCAGUACAAGCAUGGUUAUUAGAGUAA
Gilbertella persicaria is the source of this 627-nucleotide messenger RNA. RefSeq lists its product as uncharacterized. Gene Ontology annotation, cellular component: cytoplasm. Gene Ontology annotation, molecular function: glycerophospholipase activity. The annotation marks the transcript as partial. NCBI's taxonomy places the organism in Eukaryota, Fungi, Mucoromycota, Mucoromycetes, Mucorales, Choanephoraceae. The transcript is spliced from 3 exons. The record is from RefSeq and is a predicted model, not a curated record.